CUCUUAGACUAAGCGUGAUUGGUCUCAAGGAGACUCGGAAGUGUCUCAGGUCACAGCAACGGAGACCCAAAGAGGAGGCUGCAACUUGGAGAGGCUACUGGCGUUUUGUCCUACACUUGGAUCCAGGAACUGUUGUUUUCCGGGCCGCUCUCGAUGGUACUUUUGGACGGAUAGAGUCGGCCGUGCAGAGUAUUAUGGGACAAUAAUGGCGGCCUUCAAGGACCAGAAUUUAGCUCUUUGAGGUCGUCUGACCCAGGGGUGGUGGCGCCGGCACCCCAAACUCCAGGACAGAAGAUCCCAAGAGUCGUGGUUGGUGAGAUACAAAAAGUCUGGCUAACCAAAGAUUAAGUUGCUUACCAUCACAAAGGUAGAAAAUGUCAAGAGCCUGGAUUCUAAUGAGGUUACUGACUUCAAAUAUAGCUUCUCCUACACUACCUUUAUAGAUGUCAUCAUGGUGGAAAGAAAGCACAAAGUCUAUGAUGGAAAGUACCCUGGAGGAUGCUUCGAUCCAUCGGUUGGAAGGCACCGAUCUGGACUCUCAAGUUGGUGGUCUUAUUUGUAAGACUAAAAGUGCAGCCAGUGAGCAGCAUGUUUUCAAAGCCCCUGCUCCCCGUCCUUCCUUGCUGGGCCUGGACUUACUAGCUUCCUUGAAAAGGAAGGAGCGAGAGGAGAAGGAUGAUGGGGAGGACAAGAAGAAGUCCAGAGUCUCCUCCUACAAGGACUGGGAGGAGAGCAGGGACGACCAGAAGGAUGCUGAGGAGGAGGACAGUGAGCAGGCUGGCCGAAGUGGCCGGAAAGAUAGACAUUAUCGAUCUGCUCGGGUAGAGACUCCAUCCCAUCCUGGGGGUGUGAGUGAAGAAUUUUGGGAACGCAGUCGGCAAAGGGAGAGGGAGCGGCGAGAACAUGGUGUCUAUGCCUCAUCCAAAGAAGAAAAGGACCGGAAGAAGGAAAAGUCACGGGACCGAGAUUAUGACCGCAGGAGAGACCGAGAUGAGCGGGACAGAAGUAGGCACAGCAGCAGAUCAGAGCGAGAUGGAGGCUCAGAACGCAGCAGCGGCAGAAGAAACGAACCAGAGAGCCCACGACAUCGGCCUAAAGAUGCAGCCACCCCAUCAAGGUCCACAUGGGAGGAGGAGGACAGUGGCUAUGGCUCUUCUAGGCGCUCUCAGUGGGAGUCGCCCUCCCCGACACCUUCCUAUCGGGACUCUGAGAGGAGCCAUCGGCCGUCUACUCGUGAUCGAGACAGGUCUGUCAGGAGCAAGUACUCAGAUGACACUCCUCUACCAACCCCAUCCUACAAAUACAAUGAAUGGGCUGAUGACCGAAGGCACUUGGGGUCCACCCCGCGUCUGUCCAGGGGCCGAGGAAGACGAGAAGAUGGUGAAGAAGGGAUUUCAUUUGACACGGAAGAGGAGCGCCAGCAGUGGGAAGAUGACCAGAGGCAAGCUGACCGGGAUUGGUAUAUGAUGGACGAGGGUUAUGAUGAGUUCCACAACCCCCUGGCCUAUUCCUCUGAGGACUAUGUGAGGCGGCGGGAGCAGCAUCUACAUAAACAGAAGCAGAAGCGCAUUUCAGCCCAGCGUAGGCAGAUCAAUGAGGAUAACGAGCGCUGGGAGACGAACCGCAUGCUCACCAGCGGGGUGGUCCACCGGCUGGAGGUGGAUGAAGACUUUGAAGAGGAUAAUGCAGCCAAGGUGCAUCUGAUGGUGCACAACCUGGUGCCUCCCUUCCUGGAUGGGCGCAUCGUCUUCACCAAGCAGCCAGAACCGGUGAUUCCAGUCAAAGAUGCCACUUCUGACCUGGCCAUCAUUGCCCGCAAAGGCAGCCAGACGGUGCGGAAGCACAGGGAGCAGAAGGAGCGCAAAAAGGCUCAGCACAAACACUGGGAACUGGCGGGGACCAAACUGGGAGAUAUAAUGGGUGUCAAAAAGGAGGAGGAGCCAGAUAAAGCUCUAACAGAAGAUGGGAAAGUGGACUACAGGACGGAGCAGAAGUUUGCAGACCACAUGAAGAAGAAAAGUGAAGCCAACAGCGAGUUUGCGAAGAAGAAGUCCAUCCUGGAGCAGAGGCAGUACUUGCCCAUCUUUGCCGUGCAGCAGGAGCUACUCACCAUUAUCAGAGACAACAGCAUCGUGAUUGUGGUUGGGGAGACAGGGAGUGGCAAGACCACCCAGCUGACCCAGUACUUGCACGAGGAUGGUUACACAGACUAUGGGAUGAUUGGGUGCACCCAGCCCCGGCGUGUGGCUGCCAUGUCAGUGGCAAAGAGAGUCAGCGAAGAGAUGGGGGGAAACCUGGGCGAGGAGGUGGGUUACGCCAUCCGCUUUGAAGACUGCACUUCAGAAAGCACCUUGAUCAAAUACAUGACUGAUGGGAUCCUGCUGCGGGAGUCCCUCCGGGAGCCUGACCUGGAUCACUACAGUGCCAUCAUCAUGGACGAAGCCCACGAGCGCUCCCUCAACACUGACGUGCUCUUUGGGCUUCUCCGGGAGGUUGUGGCACGGCGAUCAGACCUGAAGCUCAUUGUCACAUCAGCCACUAUGGAUGCAGACAAAUUUGCUGCCUUUUUUGGAAACGUUCCCAUCUUCCAUAUCCCUGGUCGUACCUUCCCCGUUGACAUCCUCUUCAGUAAGACUCCGCAGGAGGAUUAUGUGGAGGCUGCAGUGAAGCAGUCCUUGCAGGUGCAUCUGUCGGGGGCUCCAGGGGACAUUCUGAUCUUCAUGCCCGGCCAAGAGGACAUCGAGGUGACCUCAGACCAGAUAGUGGAACAUCUGGAGGAGCUGGAGAAUGCGCCUGCCUUGGCCGUGCUACCCAUCUACUCGCAGCUGCCUUCUGACCUCCAGGCUAAAAUCUUCCAGAAGGCCCCGGAUGGCGUUCGGAAGUGUAUUGUUGCCACCAACAUUGCUGAGACAUCUCUGACUGUCGAUGGCAUCAUGUUUGUUAUCGAUUCUGGUUAUUGCAAAUUAAAGGUCUUCAACCCUAGGAUUGGCAUGGAUGCUCUGCAGAUCUACCCUAUCAGCCAGGCCAAUGCCAACCAGAGGUCAGGGAGAGCUGGCAGGACGGGCCCAGGUCAGUGUUUCAGGCUCUACACGCAGAGCGCCUAUAAGAAUGAGCUCCUGACCACCACGGUGCCCGAGAUCCAGAGGACCAACCUGGCCAAUGUGGUGCUGCUGCUCAAGUCGCUUGGGGUACAGGACCUGCUGCAGUUCCACUUCAUGGACCCGCCCCCAGAGGACAACAUGCUCAACUCCAUGUAUCAGCUCUGGAUCCUCGGAGCCCUGGACAACACAGGUGGCCUCACCUCCACAGGGCGGCUGAUGGUGGAGUUCCCACUGGACCCAGCCCUGUCCAAGAUGCUCAUCGUUUCCUGUGACAUGGGCUGCAGCUCUGAGAUCCUGCUGAUCGUUUCUAUGCUCUCGGUCCCCGCCAUCUUCUAUCGGCCCAAGGGCCGAGAGGAGGAGAGCGAUCAAAUCCGGGAGAAGUUUGCUGUCCCUGAGAGUGAUCAUUUGACUUACCUGAAUGUCUACCUGCAGUGGAAGAACAAUAAUUACUCUACCAUCUGGUGUAAUGACCAUUUCAUCCAUGCCAAGGCCAUGCGGAAGGUCCGGGAGGUUCGGGCCCAACUGAAGGACAUCAUGGUGCAGCAGCGGAUGAGCCUGGCCUCAUGUGGCACCGACUGGGACAUUGUCAGGAAGUGUAUCUGUGCUGCCUAUUUUCACCAGGCAGCCAAGCUGAAGGGAAUUGGGGAGUAUGUGAAUAUCCGCACAGGGAUGCCCUGCCACUUGCACCCAACCAGUUCCCUCUUCGGAAUGGGCUACACCCCGGACUACAUAGUGUACCAUGAGUUGGUCAUGACCACCAAGGAGUACAUGCAGUGUGUGACCGCUGUGGAUGGAGAGUGGCUGGCGGAGCUGGGCCCCAUGUUCUACAGCGUGAAACAAGCGGGCAAGUCUCGCCAGGAGAAUCGCCGUCGGGCCAAAGAGGAAGCCUCUGCCAUGGAGGAGGAGAUGGCACUGGCGGAGGAGCAGCUUCGAGCCCGGCGGCAGGAGCAAGAGAAGCGCAGCCCUAUGGGCAGUGUCAGGUCCACAAAGAUCUACACCCCUGGUCGGAAAGAGCAGGGGGAGCCCAUGACACCUCGCCGCACACCAGCUCGCUUUGGGCUAUGAGCCGUGGCUGUCCCAGUGAAGGGACAGUGUGAUACGGGAUCCUGAGCCUCUGGCAGGAGCCUCCUGAGACUGUGGACUUCAUCUGUGCAUAUAUGCAUAAGGCUGCUGGGGUGUUUUCUGCUUGGCCAGUCCUACAGGAGGAGGAGGAGCUGCUCGGGGCAGGAGCUUGGCAGAGCUGUGGCUGCAGGGCAGCGAGGCUGCAUGAGCAGCAGGUGGCGGCCGGACCUAUCUCAUCCACAUAACCCAUCCCCAGGACGCUUGGUGUAUGAGGGACUGUCUUUUUUUAAUCCUGUGUAAAGCACUCAGAUAGAUUUAGAGGCAACUGGUUGUAAUUUGAGAUUUAGAAUAAAUUUAUUAUUUGUAAAACGUGA
Cavia porcellus (domestic guinea pig) is the source of this 4537-nucleotide messenger RNA. It is a transcript of the gene Dhx38, whose product is annotated as DEAH-box helicase 38. The record is from RefSeq and is a predicted model, not a curated record. The transcript is spliced from 28 exons. Gene Ontology annotation, cellular component: intracellular anatomical structure; spliceosomal complex. Gene Ontology annotation, biological process: mRNA splicing, via spliceosome. Gene Ontology annotation, molecular function: RNA binding; 3'-5' RNA helicase activity; ATP binding. Lineage: Eukaryota; Metazoa; Chordata; Mammalia; Rodentia; Caviidae. Bases 444 to 4166 code for a protein of 1240 amino acids.